UCAUGAUGACUGUUUUAUUCUAGUUGUUGAACAUGUACAGCCAUGUCGAAGGAAAAGUUCUAUUUCUCACCUCUCAUAAAGAAUGGCAUUUUAAAGGUGAAUUUUAAUGUCAUUCAUCUAAUAAAUAUUUGUUGCAUGCAAUAAGCACAAUGUUAUUCAUAUAUUCAUAGUAAAGUAAUAGGGAGAAAGGAAGUACGGAAUAUCCUGAGGAUAUCAGCUGUCAUCAGAGAUGUAACAAGCUGGGUCUCAGAGCACAAGUUUGCCAAUUGAUUAAAAAGGAAAAAAAAUGAGGCAUCGUAGAUAGAAUCAUAGGUCCAGAAGAACAGAAUUAGAAAUAGCUACCACUGAAUGAACAUUUCCUCUAUGCAUAGACUUUUAUCCUCACCACACCUAUGGAGAUAGAAGUUAUUAUCCCCAUGCAGACAGGGGUAUGCCAAAAUCACAAAACUCGUGAGUGGCAGCGCCACGUUUGAAACUGGGGUUGUCUGAUUUCAAAGCCAAGGCUCUGGGUUCACAGAAGUACAUGUACUUAAGAGGUGUGAAGCAACAUGGGACUACUGGAAGAAGGAGGCGGUGAGCCACGAGGCUGGAAAUGCAGGCACCUGCUCUCGCUCACUUGACCAUAGAGCAACUUGGGCAAAGAACGGGUGGGCUGACAUUGGAGUAUGGAACAAACGCAUGAUUUCAAAUAAGCAUGUGUGUAUCCAUCCCAGUUCUGUCCGCUGAAAAGGCCUAGAAGCAAUAACACACCAAGCCCUGUCGAAUGGUGGGGUCCGCCAGGACCUCCAGGCUUGCUCCCCGCCCUACCCGCCAGCUUCUCCGCCACAUUCCACUGCCGCAGCAGAACCGGUGUCCUUCACCUGCCUGCGUCUUCUGCAGUUCGUUAAGCGGCGCCCUUAGCUCCUGUGACACUUUAGGGAGAAAGCCGCAGCACCGGCGAUGUUGGCCGCCAUUAAGGCCCGGCAAAGCGCCCGGAACUAGAAGCGGCGAAGAACCCGGGUGGGCAGCGACCGUGACAGCCGAGCCGGAAGCGGAGCUGCGGGAGGGGCCUCGACGCUCCUCCAUCUUUUAUUGGAGCUCACCGCUGCCAGUCGCGCUGCCUGCCCGUCCCACCCUUUUCGUGCAGGCAUUCAGCUAAAUGACGGGCGGAGCCUGGCGGCAGCUUCCGGUCGGGGGAAAAAAGUUGGGCCGAAGGAGGGGCCGGGAAGACGCAGGAGGAAGAAAAGAAAACGUCCGGGCGGCGGUGGCUGUAGGUUGUGCGGCUGCAGCGGCUCUUCCCUGGGCGGACGAUGGACAGCCAGGGCAGGAAGGUGGUGGUGUGCGACAACGGCACCGGGUUUGUGAAGUGUGGAUAUGCAGGCUCUAACUUUCCAGAACACAUCUUCCCAGCUUUGGUUGGAAGACCUAUUAUCAGAUCAACCACCAAAGUGGGAAACAUUGAAAUCAAGAAUAACAAAAAGAUGGAUCUUAUGGUUGGUGAUGAGGCAAGUGAAUUACGAUCAAUGUUAGAAGUUAACUACCCUAUGGAAAAUGGCAUAGUACGAAAUUGGGAUGACAUGAAACACCUGUGGGACUACACAUUUGGACCAGAGAAACUUAAUAUAGAUACCAGAAACUGUAAAAUCUUACUCACAGAACCUCCUAUGAACCCAACCAAAAACAGAGAGAAGAUUGUAGAGGUAAUGUUUGAAACUUACCAGUUUUCCGGUGUAUAUGUAGCCAUCCAGGCAGUUCUGACUUUGUACGCUCAAGGUUUAUUGACUGGUGUAGUGGUAGACUCUGGAGAUGGUGUGACUCACAUUUGCCCAGUAUAUGAAGGCUUUUCUCUCCCUCAUCUUACCAGGAGACUGGAUAUUGCUGGGAGGGAUAUAACUAGAUAUCUUAUCAAGCUACUUCUGUUGCGAGGAUACGCCUUCAACCACUCUGCUGAUUUUGAAACGGUUCGCAUGAUUAAAGAAAAACUGUGUUACGUGGGAUAUAAUAUUGAGCAAGAGCAGAAACUGGCCUUAGAAACCACAGUAUUAGUUGAAUCUUAUACACUCCCAGAUGGACGUAUCAUCAAAGUUGGGGGAGAGAGAUUUGAAGCACCAGAAGCUUUAUUUCAGCCUCACUUGAUCAAUGUUGAAGGAGUUGGUGUUGCUGAAUUGCUUUUUAACACAAUUCAGGCGGCUGACAUUGAUACCAGAUCUGAAUUCUACAAACACAUUGUGCUUUCUGGAGGGUCUACUAUGUAUCCUGGCCUGCCAUCACGGUUGGAACGAGAACUUAAACAGCUUUACUUAGAACGAGUUUUGAAGGGUGAUGUGGAAAAACUUUCUAAAUUUAAGAUCCGCAUUGAAGACCCACCCCGCAGAAAGCACAUGGUAUUCCUGGGUGGUGCAGUUCUAGCGGAUAUCAUGAAAGACAAAGACAACUUUUGGAUGACCCGACAAGAGUACCAAGAAAAGGGUGUCCGUGUGCUAGAGAAACUUGGUGUGACUGUUCGAUAAACUCCAAAGCUUGUUCCCAUCAUACCCGUAAUGCUUUCUUUUUUCCUUUAUUGCCAAUCUUUGAACUCAUUCAACUCCAGGACAUGGAAGAGGCCUCUCUCUGCCCUUUGACUGGAAAGGUCAAGUUUUAUUCUGGUGUCUUGGGGAAGCUUUGUUAAAUUUUUGUUAAUGUGGGUAAAUCUGAGUUUAAUUCAACUGCUUCCCUACAUAGACUAGAGGGCUAAGGAUUCUGUCUGCUGCUUUGUUUCUUCUAAGUAGGCAUUUAGAUCAUUCCUGUAGGCUUCCUAUUUUCACUUUACUGCUCUAAUGCUGCUAGUCGUAGUCUUUAGCACACUAGGUGGUAUGCCUUUAUUAGCAUAAAACAAAACUUUAACAGGAGCUUUUACAUAUUACUGGGAUGGGGGGUGGUUCGGGAUGGGUGGGCAGCUGCUGAACCCUUUAGGGCAUUUCCUCUGUAAUGUGGCGCUUUCAACUGUACUGCUGCAGCUUUAAGUACCUUAAAGCUUCUCCUGUGAACUUCUUAGGGAAAUGUUAGGUUCAGAACUAAAGUGUUUUGCGUGGGUUUUGUUGCGGGGGGGAGGGUAACAAUGGGUGGUCUUCUGAUUUUUAUUUUUGAGGUUUUUUCAACUGGAGUACGUAGAGGAACUUUAUUUACAGUACUUUGAUUUGGCAGGUUUUCUUCUACUUGUGCUCUGCCUGGAGCUGUUUCCAUAUGAUAUAAAAAGCAAGUGUAGUAUUCCAUUACUAUGUGGCUUAGGGAUUUGUUUGUUUUUUAAAAUCAACCAUGUUAGCUGGGAUUAGACUCCCUACAGUCCUUCAAUGGAAAAGUAACAUUUAAAAAUCCUUUGGGUAAUUCAAAUUACAGAUUUAAAAGUGCUUAAGAUCUGGUGUUUUGUUAAUGCUUCUGUUUAUUUCAGAAGCAUUAAGGUAACCCAUUGCCAAGUAUCAUUCUUGCAAAUUAUUCUUUUAUAUAACUGACCAGUGCUUAAUAAAACAAGCAGGUACUUACAAAUAAUUACUGGCAGUAGGUUAUAAUUGGUGGUUUAAAAAUAACAUUGGAAUACAGGACUUGUUGCCAAUUGGGUAAUUUUCAUUAGUUGUUUUGUUUGUUUGUUUUGAUUUGAAACCUGGAAAUACAGUAAAAUUUGACUGUUUAAAAUGUUGGCCAAAAAAAUCAAGAUUUAAUUUUUUUAUUUGUACUGAAAAACUAAUCAUAACUGUUAAUUCUCAGCCAUCUUUGAAGCUUGAAAGAAGAGUCUUUGGUAUUUUGUAAACGUUAGCAGACUUUCCUGCCAGGGUCAGAAAAUCCUAUUGAUGAAUCCUGUCGGUAUUCCUUGGUAUCUGAAAAAAAUACCAAAUAGUACCAUACAUGAGUUAUUUCUAAGUUUGAAAAAUAAAAAGAAAUUGCAUCACACUAAUUACAAAAUACAAGUUCUGGAAAAAAUAUUUUUCUUCAUUUUAAAACUUUUUUUUAACUAAUAAUGGCUUUGAAAGAAGAGGCUUAAUUUGGGGGUGGUAACUAAAAUCAAAAGAAAUGAUUGACUUGAGGGUCUCUGUUUGGUAAGAAUGCAUCAUUAGCUUAAAUAAGCAGCAGAAGGUUAGUUUUAAUUAUGUAGCUUCUGUUAAUAUUAAGUGUUUUUUGUCUGUUUUACCUCAAUUUGAACAGAUAAGUUUGCCUGCAUGCUGGACAUGCCUCAGAACCAUGAAUAGCCCGUACUAGAUCUUGGGAACAUGGAUCUUAGAGUCACUUUGGAAUAAGUUCUUAUAUAAAUAUCCCCAGCCUUUUGAGAACGGGGCUUGUUAAAGGACGCGUAUGUAGGGCCAGUACCUACUGGCAGUUGGGUUCAGGGAAAUGGGAUUGACUUGGCCUUCAGGCUCCUUUGGUCAUAAUUUUAAAAUAUGGGAGUAGAAAACAACAAAGAAUGGAAUGGACUCUUAAAACAAUGAAAGAGCAUUUAUCGUUUGUCCCUUGAAUGUAGAAUUUGUUUUUGAUUUCAUAAUUCUGCUGGUAAAUGUGACGGUUAAAAUGGUGUAUUAUGUAUAUAUAUUAUAAUUUAGAAAUACCAUUUUAUAAUUUUACUAUUCCAAGGUGACAUAAUGCAUUUAAAUUUGGGAUUUGGGUGGAGUAUUAUGUUUAACUGGAGUUGUCAAGUAUGAGUCCCUCAGGAAAAAAAAAAAUUCUGUUUUAAAAAGCAAUCUGAUUCUUAGCUCUUGAAACUAUUGCUACUUAAAUUUCCAAUAAUUAAAAAUUAAAAAUUUUUAAAUUAGAAUUGCCAAUACUUCUACAUUUGAGAAGGGUUUUUUUAGAAAUACAUUUAGUAAAGUCCCCAAGACAUUAGUCUUACAUUUAAACUUUUUUCUUUAAAACAUGGUUUUGGUGGUUAACUUUUACACAGUUCUGAGUACUGUUAAUAUCUGGAAAGUAUCUUGAGAUACCAGUGGAAAGCUAAACAGUCUAAAUUAACAUGAAAUACUUCAUUUUGAUUGAGAAAAUAAAAUUAGAUUUUUUCAAAGUCAA
Messenger RNA from Pan troglodytes (chimpanzee), 5007 nucleotides. RefSeq names its product actin related protein 2 (gene ACTR2). NCBI's taxonomy places the organism in Eukaryota, Metazoa, Chordata, Mammalia, Primates, Hominidae. Bases 1290 to 2489 code for a protein of 399 amino acids. The transcript has 10 exons. The record is from RefSeq and is a predicted model, not a curated record.